AUGAACUCUGUCUGUCCUCAGUGGUCUUUUGUCUCUAACCACUCUGAAGAUGAAGACGGCCGAAUAAUAAUGUUUUGGAAAGCUCCCGCGGCUCUAACUCUUCUGCAUAAGUCAAGACAAGAAAUGACUUGUGAAGUUAUGUAUCCGGGACUAUCUACUUUCACAAUGACUGCUAUUUAUGCUGAUAAUACAGUUGAUGAAAGGAAGCUUCUGUGGAAUACCUUACUGGAUGUUAAAGCUAAUCUCUCACUUCACAACUCGCCUUGGAUCAUUGGGGGAGACUUUAAUGAGAUUAUCCCCUGUGCGGAACACUCCUCCCCUGCUUUCAACAGCAUCACUCCGCAGAUGAUUGAAUUGAAGGACUGUAUAGAUGAUCUUGAGGUCAGGGACCUCCGGUUCCACGGACCGCCAUUCACCUGGUCCAAUAAACAACCAGCUGAUCCUAUAUCCAAAAAAUUGGAUCGAGUAUUGAUCAAUGAAGAAUGGUUACACACCUUUCCAAACAGUCUGGCGCAUUUUAUGCCCCCAGAUUUCUCAGAUCACACUCCAAGCCUAGUUAAUAUGGAAGCUGCUCUCCCGGUAGCUGGUACUCGACCGUUCAAGUUCUUCAACUUUCUAACAGCUCAUCCGGAUUUUCUAGAUACAGUCUCUGAAGGCUGGGAAUUCUCGCAGCCUGAUACUUGGUCUCUUUCAAGCCUCAACAAGAAACAAAAGAUCCUUAAGAAGGUUCUAAAAAAGCUCCACAAGCAUAAUUACUCUGAAAUUCAAAAAAUAGUAGGAGAAUGCAACCAAAACCUCAAGGAUCUUCAGCUGGAAUCUCUAACCAAUCCAUCAGAGGCUUCUUUUCUAGCUGAGAAACUUUGUACUGAGAAAUUGCAUCACCUUAGACGAGUGGAAGAAGCCUACUUUCAUCAAAAAUCCAGAAUUCAGUGGCUUAAAGAGGGAGACCAAAACACAAGCUUCUAUCACAAAGUAGCGAUGGCAAGGAAUUACUUUAAUACAAUCCAUGAGCUUACCGAUAUCAAUGGAACAGCUGCAACUACUCCGGAGGCAGUGGGUCUUCUGGCUGUCCACCAUUUCGCUAGUGUGUAG
Molecule: messenger RNA, 1092 nt
Organism: Brassica oleracea var. oleracea
Lineage: Eukaryota; Viridiplantae; Streptophyta; Magnoliopsida; Brassicales; Brassicaceae
Exons: 1
Coding region: 1-1092 (363 amino acids)
Molecular function (GO): catalytic activity
Source: RefSeq, a predicted model, not a curated record